CCGUUAAAGUCAGCGAUUAUAGGUUAGAUAAUCGACAAAAUGCAGCGACAUGAGUACACCGUUAUGCGCAUGUUCUGUGAUUCACCUUUAACUACAUUACUGAAACGAUGAAUCAACGAUCACUUGGAUACAGGCAGUACUUGAAAAAUUCAAGAUUAAACAUUCCACAAACAACAAUAAAUUCUCGAAGAAAAAAGAAAAUGGAAAUAGAAGAAUUUAUGCAACUUAAUCAGGAAAUAAAUGAUGCAACAAUCAAUAUGAAUAUUGAUCAGGAAAGUGGUAAUGAAAAUGAUGCAAAUAAUGCUUACGAACAAGGCAACGAGGAUGGCAACAACGAAAAUGCUUAUUAUGAUCAACAAGAUGAUGAGAAUGACAAUGACGAAAAUGUUUAUUACGACCAACAAGAUGACGAGAAUGGUAUUGAUGAAAAUGCUUAUGACGAACGAUACGAUGAUGACAAUGAAGAAAACGAUGAACAACAAAAUGAUAUUAAUGAUGAAAUUAUUUUUGAGGAUAAACCCAUGAUUGACACAGCUGACGAACAAAUGAGACAACCGAUUUAUAAUGGCUGUCAAUUAACUCAAGAAGAGAGUGACACCCUUAUCAUGAGUUUUGUCAUUCGUCAUGGUCUAACAGAUGCUGCGUUAGAUGACUUAUUGAAAUUAAUUAAUUGCCAUCUUCCGAUUACAUUAAAUUCAUCAAAAUAUUGUUUUUUAAAAAAAAUGAAUUCCGUUAUAAACGUGAAAACAUUUUAUUACUGCCCUGAAUGUUAUAUAUUGAUAGAUUUUGAACAGAGGGCUUAUAAUAAUUGUACAUCUUGCUAUGUACGAUAUGCAAAAAUCAAUUUAAAACGUAAUGGACAUUAUUUCGUUCACAUGCCAUUGAAAGAUCAAUUACGAGAUUUAUUAUCAAGUCCACUUUUCCAUAAAUUACGAAGGGGUUGCGCUGAACCUGAUGUUCUUUCAGAUGUAAAUAGCGGACAAGCUUAUCGAAAGCUGUAUGGUAAUGUUAUUAAUAAUUAUGAUAUAACUCUUCAAUGGAACGCUGACGGAGUUAAUAUUUUUCAGUCGUCAAAAAUAUCGAUGUGUCCUAUUCAAGUGGCAAUCAAUGAAUUACCAUAUCGAUUACGUAAAGAGAAUAUCUUGCUUGCAAGUUUAUGGUGUUCGUCUAAAAGACCUGUAAUGGAUUUAUAUUUGAAACCAUUUGUAGAUGAUUUGAAAGAUUUACAUGAAAAUGGUUUCGAUUGUUUGCCACCUGAUUUUGAUGCACCUAUAACUGUGAGAGUACACACCUUCCUUGCAUCCGUAGAUUCUGUAGAACGGUGUGCAUUACAAAAUAUACAUCAAUAUAACGGUGAAUAUGGAUGUUCAUAUUGUUUAUGCCCAGGGGAAACAGUAAACGUAGGUAAUGGUAACGCCCGUAUAUAUGUUGAAGAAGGCCGUAAAAGAUCUAAGAAUCAACAUGAACGAGAUGCUAUAAAAGCAGUUACAGAGCAUACGAUUGUUCGGGGCGUUAAAGGUGUAUCAUUAUUAAUGCUUUUACCAAUUUUCAAUAUUAUUAAAUCUUUUCCUCCAGAGUACAUGCACUCAGUGCUACUUGGAGUUGCAAAAUUUUUUUUAAACGCUUGGUUUUAUAAUCCUGCUGGUCCUUGGUAUAUUGGUACAAAGAGAGAUGUUUUUAAUUCUAAAUUAACAUCAAUUCAGCCACCACGCGAAGUAACACGAACACCAAGAUCGAUCAAUGAUUUAAAAUUUUGGAAGGCAUCCGAGUUCAAAAAUUUUCUCCUUUAUUAUUCCAUGCCGUGUUUGAAGGCUUUGCUUCCAACUAGAUUUUAUAAUCAUUGGUCUCUGUUGGUUUUUGCAAUGCAUAUCUUUCUACGAGAUAGAAUAACUGAUGCAGAUUAUAUUCAAGCCGAAAAAGCCAUUAGACAAUUUGUCGAACAAAUUCCUGAUUUGUAUGGUUUAGAAUUUAUGAGAUAUAAUGUGCACUUGCUACUUCAUAUACCAAAAUCAGUUACAUACUUCGGUGCGGUAUGGGCUUGGACAGCGUUCCCAUUCGAGGGUUAUAACUAUGUAUUGAGAAAGAUGCUUUUCAGCUCCCAAUUUGUAUUACAACAAAUUUGUAAAACAUAUUGCAGAUUGCAAAAAUUAAAAUUUAACGAUACCUUUAAUACAAGGAAUUGUAAUCAGAAAGGAAAAAAGUUGUAUUAUGAUAUGUUAGGUAAUAAAUGUAAAUACAUGCAAACUUAUUGUUUUCGUAAUGAUAUUCGUUUACGAAUUUUUGGUGCUGGCAGUAAUAUUCUGUUAAACCUUACAGAAAAAUUGUCGAUACAAGCACUCAUCAAUACUAAUAUUGAAACUAAUGCUAAAUCGUAUUCGAGAUUUAUGUAUAAUGGAGUCUUCUAUCACAGUAAUUCUUAUGACAAAAUGUAUAAACGAAAUAAUAGUGUUAUACGUACGUAUUUAGGAGAAUUUAUGACAAUUACAAGAAUUAUUUUAGUUUUUUCAGAGACCGGUAAUAAUUCGUUCGUAAUUGUUGGUACAUCUUUUCAAAUAUUACCAGAUAAAGUACUGUGUUCGCAUUCUAAUUUUUCAUCGGCCAGUUAUUCUUACGCUGUAAGACAAACAAAUAACAUUGUAACAUUACUUCCCGAACAGAUUACUAACAAAUGUAUUCUUUUACCAGGUGAUGAUGACGAAAGAAAAUAUAUUAUUUUAUUGGUUAAUAAUGUAGAAACGGAUUAAAAUUAAAAUGAUUAA
This is a messenger RNA of Solenopsis invicta (red fire ant), 2759 nucleotides long. RefSeq lists its product as uncharacterized. The record is from RefSeq and is a predicted model, not a curated record. NCBI's taxonomy places the organism in Eukaryota, Metazoa, Arthropoda, Insecta, Hymenoptera, Formicidae. The transcript is spliced from 3 exons. The coding region runs from base 108 to 2744 and encodes 878 amino acids.